UUGAUUAAAUACGUCUAAGGAAUACAGGCAACAUGUUCUACACACAUAUGCUUAUGAGCAAACGAGGGCCACUGGCCAAAAUAUGGCUUGCUGCUCAUUGGGAGAAGAAACUCAAAAAGGCCCAUGUAUUUGAAUGUAAUCUAGAGAUAACCAUUGAAAAAAUUAUUUCACCUAAGGUGAAAAUUGCACUUCGAACUUCAGGACACCUUCUUCUGGGAGUUGUUCGAAUCUAUAAUAGGAAGGCAAAAUAUCUUUUGGCAGAUUGCAGUGAAGCAUUUCUUAAAAUGAAGAUGACAUUUCGCCCAGGACUGGUUGACCUUCCAAAAGAGAAUUUUGAAGCAUCUUACAGUGCUAUCACAUUGCCAGAAGAAUUUCAUGAUUUUGACAACCAGAAUAUGAAUGCUGUUGAUGUUUCAGAACACUGUACUCUGAACCAAAGCAGACCAGAAGAAAUCACACUUAGAGAAGAUUAUGACAAUGAUUUACCUUUUCAAGAUGGGAGCUUUGGGGAGGAACCUGAAAUUCUCAGAAGACAUAGCUUCUUUGAUGACAACAUAUUACUGAAUUCCAGUGGCCCUUUAGUUGAACAUAGUUCUGGAAGCCUCACCGGAGAAAAAUCUUUGUUCUGUGAUAGCAGAGAUGGAUUUGGAGAUGAAGGACCUGCAGGAGAAAUGAUUGACAACCUAUUGCAUAAUGAUCAGAAUAUCCUGUUAGAAGACACAGAUUUGAACAGAGAAAUUUCUCUGCCUCCUGAGCCUCCCAGUACUAUAGUGGAACCAGAUAAUCAAGAGUGUUUAUGUCUACCUGAAAAUGAAAAAAUGAAUGAAACAACAUUAUUAUCAAAUGAAGAGGAAAGAUUUAUCCUUGAUACAAUUGAUGCUUCAGACAUUACUGAGAAAAGAAAAGGCAAAAAGAGGAAAUUGCUCAUAGAUCCAGUCAAGGAGAUCAGUAGCAAAACUAUGCAUAAACAGCUCACUUCCUUUAUGGACACACUCAUGGUUUUAGAACUCGCGCCUCCUACCCAAAAAUUGAUGAUGUGGAAAAAGAAGGGAGGAGUGGAUACACUUUUGUCAACGGCUGCCCAGGAUUUGAUUCACACUGAACUGAAAAUGUUGUUUACCAAAUGCUUUCUGUCUUCUGGCUUUAAACUUGGAAGAAAAUUGAUAGAGAAGGAGUCAGUAAGAGAAGAGGGAGGCCAAAACACAGUAGAGACCUCUAUGAUGGAAAAGCAAAAUGUCCAAAAAGAGUUAAGUCAACCCCAAAUUUGGAAGGAUGUGAUUGAUGGAUCUAAGGGCAGCUUUCAUGAGGAUACCAAUAAAAAUGUUAACUCUGAGGAUUUUGUUGAAAGUGUGUCUUCAGCUGCUGACGAAUCAUCUUUAAAGAAUGCCUUCUGGGCACAAGAAAUUGAAUAUUGUCCAGUUGGAUUGGAAUCAUCGGAGAAUGAACAAAAUAUUGAGGCAGAGAGAUGGAAUCAAAGAAUACUUCAGAUGCUAAAUAGUUUACGGGAAUCCAACAAGAUGGGAGUGCAAUCCUUUAGUCUGAUGAAGCUCUGUAGAAACAGUGACCGAAAACAGACAGCUGCCAAAUUUUAUAGCUUUCUUGUCCUAAAAAAACAGCAGGCGAUUGAGCUGAGCCAGAAUGCUCCCUAUGCAGAUAUUAUAGCUUCGAUGGGCCCAAUGUUUCAUAAAAUGUGA
Carlito syrichta (Philippine tarsier) is the source of this 1694-nucleotide messenger RNA. It is a transcript of the gene RAD21L1, whose product is annotated as RAD21 cohesin complex component like 1. NCBI's taxonomy places the organism in Eukaryota, Metazoa, Chordata, Mammalia, Primates, Tarsiidae. Bases 33 to 1694 code for a protein of 553 amino acids. Gene Ontology annotation, biological process: replication-born double-strand break repair via sister chromatid exchange; synaptonemal complex assembly; mitotic sister chromatid cohesion. The transcript is spliced from 13 exons. Gene Ontology annotation, cellular component: cohesin complex; synaptonemal complex. Gene Ontology annotation, molecular function: chromatin binding; protein binding. The record is from RefSeq and is a predicted model, not a curated record.